AUUCGUUUUCACAUACAGGUAACCAGUACUUAUUGACAAGUGCCCGUCUUUUGAUUGGCUGAAGUCAUUUUAUUGCAUGGUGUCAAACUUGUGUGGUCGGCUAACGUAAACACAGGUUUCUAACAUUUGGAUUUAACAGUUUUAGAAUUGAAACGAUAGUAAGAUGUCACUUUUUGGAUUAGGGCACACUAGCUACAGUCUUAAGGAACUUCUAGAAAACCCUGUUCUCCAAAAUCCGCCACAAUUUAAUAAAGAUGGAGGAAGUUUCAAGCCAAAGGAUAAGGGUAGUAUGUCACCUACAUUUGACCCAACGUCAGCUUUUCUGGGUCCAAAUUUAUGGAGCAGUGCUGACUACACUGAUGGGGACAUAAGUUUAGAGUAUAUGGACUUAGAUGAGUUUUUAUCUGAGAACGGCAUCCCUGUAGAUCUCAAUGAGGCCUCUAAUGGAAGCAGUAAGUCUAAAGACAGCCAAGUCUCUUCUCCCAAGGAGUCAGACUGUGCACCUACAUCCACAGUCAAUAUCAAGGAAAUUCAAAGUCCUCAAGAAGAUGACAUGGAGGAUUCAGAUUCAGAUGAUGAAUCUUGUGAAGAAGAGAAAAAGAAAGAUGUUGUAGAAAGUGGUUGUCCGUUAGAUAUAAACAUUGAAUUCAAUGUCGCUGAACAAGAUGUGAUCUUAUCAACGGUACCAGUCAUACAGAAUAGUGAAAGGCGUUCCCCUGUAGUAGAAAUAGAUUUUAGCGUUGAGGAGGGGGAACAAGAAUUGGUCAAUGUCCCAGGAGAAGAAACAUUUAAUCCAAAAGAAAGAAAAUUUUCAGAAGAUGAACUUAAACCACAGCCAAUGAUUAAGAAAUCAAGAAAGGUAUUUGUUCCUGAUGAACAAAAAGACGACAAAUAUUGGUGUCGAAGGAAGAAGAACAAUGUAGCUGCAAAACGCUCAAGAGAUGCACGACGCGUGAAGGAAAAUCAAAUAGCUAUGCGAGCAUCUUACCUAGAGAAAUGUAAUAAUACACUGACAGCAGAAGUUCAAAAACUCAAGAAAGAAAACGCACAGUUAAAGAAGUCUCUAGAAGAUGCCCAGAAAAAAUUGAAUUCCACAUCAUGAGAACUGUUUAAUACAUUGAUCAUAACCUGCAGCAGACAUUAUCAUGGUUAAUAUUUCAAUGGGCAUUCCUAUUCAAUGGUUUAUUUUGUAUAAUGAACAGAUUGUAAAAUAGGUUAACAAUACUAAGGCCAACAAAAUAUAUAUUCUGUUCCCUGCCCACAGUCAUUAAAAACACUGUAGCUAUAGGUCGUAAUUUCUUUUACAUAAUCUUUGGGCUCAUGAGUCAAAAGUCUACUCAAUUGACUCGAAAGUUAUUUUUUAAAUGUUUAUAAAAUCUUUAGAGGUCUUGAGAUUAACCUCAGAUUAGUUGAGAGGCAGGAAAAAGAUCUAUAUAUUUUAUUUGGCCUAAAAGCUAGUAAAGGUUAACAACCUUGAACUUGUUCCUUUCACCUUAAGUCAUUAUUGACAUUUUUGAAAAAGAGGCCAGUCUAAGUUUUACUUUUUUUCAGUACAUAAUUGUCGUCCACGGAUAUUCAAUAUUUCACUUUAGGCUGUUUAAUAGGGCUUUGUUAACUUUGCUUUAAAAAUCUGACUCCUUCUUAGCAGUUUUACAUUUUUUUCAUCUAUUUUAUCAUGAAAUUAGGGAAAAUUUGAUAGUUAAAAUCUAUUUACCAAAACUUUUAUGGAGUAUAUUGUAUAAAUGUAAUGUAUUGUGAAUUUAUAAGUUAGCGUUAUGCUUGUAAAGUAACUUGGUUCAUAUUACAUUCUUUAAAGGUACUUUUUGACAGAAGUUAGUGAACUGUUCGUAAUUACACUUUGUUCAAACCUAAUAAUUGAAAGGUUAUGUAUUUGUAAUAAAUAAUAAACAAUCCUAUAAAACCAUAAAUUUCAAGUUGAAUUUUCAAAUAUAUGGUAUACAGCUAUUUUUUUUCCUUUUGAAAUUUUUUACCAAAAAGGAAGUUAAACAGUAGGUUUUUUUCUUUACAAGAUUUGAUCGAAUCAUUUACAAAUUAUGAAAUAAAAGUGUCAUUUCAUUUCUUGUAUUAUGGAAUAGAAAGUUGACAUGUACAUGAUAUAUUAUACGGGUAUUUUUUUUUUAUUUUUACAUUUCAAAAUCAUGGACAUCUAGAUUUAUUUAGAAAUUUUUUAUCGAGUUAUAUUUUAUCCCUCAGUUUAAGGAUAUCUUAUAUUUUAAAUAGAUUCUGUCAGGUUUUUUUUUCAUUUAUUCUUUUGGUAUUUGUAGGUGACCAAAAAAGAUACUAAAACAUGGAGAUUUAUCUAUUGAAAGUAUAAGAAAGUAUCCUAAAUUUUUAACAAAGAAUAUUAAAUGUUUAAUUGUAUAUAAAAUAAUCUAUUUGUCUAUAUUUUCAUUGAUGUAAAAUAUUUAUGUUUCAUUAUUUUUUGUCUCAUUUUCAUCAUGUCAUCAUUGUAAUCUUUUUAUUUCAUAACAUAAUGUUCAUUUUAUUUCUGUCUAACACAAUGUUUUCAUUCUUUAUUACUAUUGUCUAUGGUUUUAAUUAUGAACUCUUAUCAGAAAAGAAAAUAAUAUUAAAAAGUUAAUUUGAAAAUUCGUAUAAUGGUUUGUUCUAAAGAUAGAAUAGGAGAAUCUGUAUAGCUUUGUGUUCUGAGAACAUGAAUGUUUAAUUACGAUUCUUAAAAAAAAUCAGAAAUGUUUAGUGGUAGUUAUAUAUAUAAUUGAUCUUUUGAAGAAAAAUUGAAAAUUCUUUUUUUGAAAAUAAAGAAAAAAAAAUAUAAAAAAAAAUAUAAAAAAUAAAUAAAAAAAAAAAAUAUAAAAAAUUACAAAUGAUGAAAAAAAAAGAAAAAAAAAAGAAAUAAAUAUGUAAAAAAGUUAGAAAGCAAGUGAUCAUUUGACAGGUAAAGCAUGUUAUUAUCUUAGCUAGUAAGUAGAAGACAGGUUUUCAGACUGUUUGUGAUGUAUAGAAAACAAAUUUAAAUUUGUUUUAGACUUGGACUAUUCAGAGCCUUUGAACAUUGUAAUCUCAUGUCUUAAUUAGAUUGGACUGUUUUCAAGUAACACAAGUCUGAAUACAGACUGGGUAAUAAACUUGUUCAGAUAUGCUGUUGCAUUAUGGGAAGGCUAUUGUUGUUUUAACAGUUCAGACAUCAUUAACAAGGAUGUUGAGAUGAUGAAAUGUAAGACAAAUGGUCCAAAGUGGAUUUACAAGUUUUCAGUGAUAGUUGUAAGUAGAAUGGUGUGGAAUUUUGAAAUAACAUCAAGCAAAAUUUGUUUCACAUUAAAAGACAAAGGACAAAAAUUGAAAGAACAAACUUUGAAAAAGUGAUAAUGAAUAAGAAACUCUUAUAUACAUUAAACUAGACGGAAAAAGGACAAAUCAUAAGUUGGAUCAAAACUUGCAGAAAUUAAAAAAAAAUAAUUAAAUAUUGCCACAUGUGUUUCUUCUGUACAUAUAUAUAUAUAUAUAUAUACAUAGGAUGAUGUGUACUUUAAGCCAUAUAUAAGUAACAAAAUUUUAUAUGUGAUAGAACAUGUUUCACAUUUAUUAUAAAAGACUGAUAAAAUCUUUCUCUCUCAGGUAUGGAUGACAUCCAGCAAAAAAAGUCAUUAUUUUAUUCAUUUUAUUAAUAUAUAAAGUUUAGAUAAAAAUCAGUGUAGUAUUGAUUAUAUUUUGUCAGUGUGACAUGGAUUUCGGAGUCUAAACUUUCAAUAUUUAGAAACUGUUACAGUAAAAGGUGUAUUUCUGAAAAGUCUUAUUCUUUACCACAAAGAACUCAAUGUAAAUUCUGUUUAAAACAUAAUUGUUAUGUAUUGUUAAGUUUUAAUAAUUGUAUCUCCUAACUAUUGGCAUUGUUAGUACAUGUUAAUAAAUUUGUUUUUUACUAUUUA
Mytilus trossulus (common blue mussel) is the source of this 3908-nucleotide messenger RNA. Its product is annotated as thyrotroph embryonic factor-like. The record is from RefSeq and is a predicted model, not a curated record. Gene Ontology annotation, biological process: regulation of transcription by RNA polymerase II. The transcript has 6 exons. Gene Ontology annotation, cellular component: nucleus. Bases 164 to 1102 code for a protein of 312 amino acids. NCBI's taxonomy places the organism in Eukaryota, Metazoa, Mollusca, Bivalvia, Mytilida, Mytilidae. Gene Ontology annotation, molecular function: RNA polymerase II cis-regulatory region sequence-specific DNA binding; DNA-binding transcription factor activity, RNA polymerase II-specific.